Messenger RNA from Bipolaris zeicola 26-R-13, 1662 nucleotides. RefSeq lists its product as uncharacterized. NCBI's taxonomy places the organism in Eukaryota, Fungi, Ascomycota, Dothideomycetes, Pleosporales, Pleosporaceae. The coding region runs from base 1 to 1662 and encodes 553 amino acids. The transcript has 4 exons. The record is from RefSeq and is a predicted model, not a curated record.
AUGUCUGGUUUGGAAAUAGCUGGCCUAGCAGUUGGCGUUUUGCCUAUCCUUUUGGAAGUCAUCAAGUCCUACUCAACAAUAUGUGACAAGAUACGCACAUUCCGCCGCUGCACUCUGGAGCUUGGGGAUAUUUUUAUGGAAUUCAAAGCCAUAAGGGUAGUUUUCCUAAACGAACAAACAAGGCUUGAUCUUGAAGACUACAGUAACCAAAGGUGGGUAAACAAAGAGACCGAAGACCAAUUGAAGGCAGUAAUUCAAGACAACUACGACGUUUGCGAGGAUAUCAUUCAAUACAUCAGUCAAAUUCUUGAGGAGAUGGCAUCAGAACUAGAAAAUCUUGAUCCCUUUUUGAGCCAGAAGUCACCGACUGAGUCUCUCAAGAAAGUUUACAAACGUUUCAGCAAAACGCUGGAAUUUACUUUUAACAAAUCGAGAUACGAAAAAUGUCUUGCCAGCCUACGAGAUCGGAACAGUGAGCUAAUUUCACUUCGGUCGCAAGUUGUUGCUAUUGAGCAACAAGAAGUUCCUUCAGGUGUCUGUAUCCAACAUGUCCCAUUGCCUGGUCGAUUCAAGAUUAUUCAAACUGUUUCUCGAAAGCUUCACGAGUCUCCUUGUGGAGUUUGGCGUUGCGAUCAGCCCACGCACUGCGGACAUGACGCUAAACUAUGUCUCGAUGCCGAUGUAAAACAUGAUGUAACCUUGGACCUUGCUAUAUCUUGUCGCGAAUCCAGCUGUGUAGAUCGUUCUAGAUCCAAGAGUCUUGAUAUGUGCUCCGAAUUGGCUCUAGAACUACUAAAUCCUAUCGUCUCGAGUUCUUCCAAGAGUUUGAAGAAGAAGGCAUCUUGUGAUCUUUCGAAAGACUCGGCUCCAAAGAAAAAGGCUAAGCGUGUACAAUUUCAAGUAUCUACACCACCACUUCCAACAAAAGUACCCAACGCAGAUGUCCCUGGUACGAUAUUCACGUUUGGAGUUGAUCUCUGCAAGAUGAAGAGUAUUUGUGACUACCUGCGAGAGUGUUAUGAGGCACAACUGCUAAAGUCGGCAAAGGAAUGUAUUGGCUACUUGGAGAGCGCGCAGAUGUACAAGCAUCUUUUCUACCUCAAGGAGAGAACAGCGAAGCCACAAAUGAAUAACUCGACAACUUCUACCAUAUCUUCAAUCCAGGACGCGCUUAGACAGGAGGUGUACGAUGCUUUACAACCAGAGGAUCGCUUGAAACUAGCACAUAAACUGGCCGUUGCAACUUUACAGUACAACGACACCCCCUGGCUCCCUGAGCGAUGGCGCCUAGGUGAUCUCAGCUAUCUUGGAUCAAGAUCUUCGUUCAGCGUCGAAGCUCUUAAGACUUUACACUUCAACUCACAGAUAUCGCGGCCCGCUACCAUAGCAGAUGGUCAAAUGGAGGGUCUACAGCAAAACACUGGAACGAUAUCAGAACAAACGCGUUAUGGUAUUAACAAUACGACGCUCUUCUCCCUCGGUGUUGCAAUGCUUGAGAUUGCCUACUGGAUGCCGAUUGAAGAAAAGAUGACGGACAAGGAUGAGAACAAUCCAGUUUUCGCUGCUCGUAGACUUGUUCUAGAUCGAGGAGCCCCAUUGGGUCCAGAGUAUCAGCGAAUCGCACAAAAAUGUCUUGAAUGUACCUUUGGGUUCGGAAAAUAG